AUGUACCUGUUGGUGUAUGUCGAUGACAUCAUAUUGAUCAGCUCGUCGGCUCUUGCUGCGGAUCGUCUUGUUUCUGCUUUGAGUAGUGAUUUUGCCAUUACAGAUCUUGGCCGGCUUCAUUAUUUCCUUGGCUUGGAGGUCUCACAUUCUGAUGCCGGUCUGACUCUCACUCAGCAGAAGUACUCUCUGGAUUUGCUUCGUCGUGCUGGUAUGCUUCAGUGUAAGCCUGCUACCACUCCCAUGACAGCUUCUGAUAGACUCUCUGCACUUGAUGGUACCCUUCUUCCUUCAAAUGAGGCUAGCACGUAUCGCAGUAUUGUUGGUGGCUUACAGUAUUUGACGAUUACUCGUCCUGAUAUAUCUUAUGCGGUGAACAGCGUGUGCCAGUUUCUUCAUGCUCCUCGGGAUACUCACUGGACUGCUGUGAAGCGCAUUCUGCGCUAUGUUCGCUUGACUGCUGCUCUGGGCCUGCAUCUUCAGUCUGCUCCUUCCGGUGGCCUCUCGGCGUUUUCUGAUGCAGAUUGGGCUGGUAGCCCAGAUGACAGGCGAUCCACGGGGGGAUAUGCAGUGUUCUAUGGUCCUAAUUUGAUCGCCUGGAGUGCUCGUAAACAAGCUACAGUGUCUCGUAGUAGUACUGAAGCUGAAUACAAAGCAGUAGCCAAUGCCACGACUGAACUUAUCUGGGUUCAGUCCUUGCUUCGAGAGUUGAGAGUCUCUCAGCAUCAUCCACCUGUUCUUUGGUGUGACAACAUCGGCGCUACGUACCUUUCUUCAAAUCCGAGUAAAAAGGACCGGAGGGAGUACAAACUCUCCCACAAGAUGGAAUCAAAAGCUUUUCUGAAGUCUAGUUAA
This is a messenger RNA of Aegilops tauschii subsp. strangulata, 852 nucleotides long. Lineage: Eukaryota; Viridiplantae; Streptophyta; Magnoliopsida; Poales; Poaceae. The record is from RefSeq and is a predicted model, not a curated record.